AUGGACAAACCUCAAAUUUUAUUGACAGAAAAAUCUCCGUUAAUCCCAGCAAAGCCAUCAGCUUUUGACAGUCUCCGUGCUUAUUCUAGCUCGUUCCGUGAGCUUAUGAAAUCCCCGAAAGACUUAUACUCAUUUAUAGAAAAAAAAUAUCCUAAUUAAUUGGACAUUUAAAAUUUUUUAUAUUUAUUAUAAAUAAAAAUAUGAUACUUAUAUGCUUUUGAAUUAACUGCAUAUUGUGCAGCAACGAUGAUUGUAUUAAGCAUGUCAAUUUACUUCACUGAGGUACUUGAUUUUUAUACAUUAAAAAUGGCUUGGUAAGACAAUCUGCCCUCUUAAUACCUGUAGUUAGUAGGCUCAUUGAGAAAGCUGGGACCUUGUAGAAGGAAGGACAGCGUUUGGAAAUGUGUAUUCGUCAAGAUUCUACUUGGUUUGGCGGAGCGCAAUGUUGGGCUUAGCCAAUCGCAUGCUCACAUCCAGGUCAAGGAUUUAGCCCUUUGGGAAAUGGUUCGUUGGAGUUGGAAAAAGCCAAUCGGUUAAAUUCUUAGCGCGAUACCAGGCCCAUAUCCUGGGUUACUGUUCCAUUUUGAUCAACAGCGCAGCCAAAAAAAAUUCUUCUGGAGGUGAACCCCAUUGGCAUUCAGCAAAGUGAUCCAGCGUCUCUGACUCUCCGGCAGCGAGUGUAAGCAAGCUGUGGGAGCGUUAUGCGGAGUCAAUUAGGGUUUCUCUAUAAGUGAUUUAAGUUUAAGUUUAAAGAGGUCCUAGAUUUCAGCGAUCUAGAUGCUGGAUUUCUAAUUGCCGGCUUCGGAGUGUCAGGCGUUUUUGUAUCUAUAGGACUCGGACAUUACAUUGACCGAUACGGGAUCAAAAAAUCUUUACUUUUGGCAAAUUCCUUCGGAAUUCUCAAUUUUGCUUUGCUAUUUAUAUUUGAAAACCGAUAUGCUCAAGUUUUCAUUAUUUAUACUUUCUGCUCUAUUGCUCUCUCUCUGCAGCUCCCAACGGCAAAAUUGGCUGUCAAAAAAUACACUGUGGAGUCAGUUAGAAGUUUAGGAUACUCAAUUUUUUAUAUGGCGAUUUUUACAGGUGCUGCUUUGAGCGGAGCUACAGUUGAUUUUAUAUUAUCUCUAGGAGAUACCAAUGUGGCGACAUUUAAGUGGGUAUUUGUAGUAGGAUUUUUUGAGUAUGUUAUCGCUGCAAUUAUAGCCCUGAAAUUAAGAGAACUUGAUUACGAGAAUCACGGAGAAGAAGAAAUUGAUCUUUUACACAAAUAAAUAAAAUGGCAUUCGGUUCGAGAGAAAUUAGCUUUGCUAAUUUUCUCUCACUCAUGGAAUUUUAUUUAUGGGGUUAGGUUUUCACUCGCGAACUUCUGGACAGCAAUGGCGGUUUAACUCUGGGGAUAACCAGAGGAACUGCUCCCUCAGUCCUCUCAAGAUUUCGGGCUUUUACCUCUCAGCACAUCUCCACGGGAAGAUGACCCUUAGGCGGAACACGCGCAGGAGCUGAGUCGAGACAAGGGCGACGGUAUCGCGCCAGGUGAGACGUGCAGCAAGGCUGGUGAAGCAGGAGUUGAUAGAAGGCUUGGCCAGGGCUGACCUGUUCCAAGAUGGCUCGCCUACGUCACUAGUUUUGCCAUAGGUCCUUUUUGGGCUGCGGCACUAGACACCUUAAACACCAGAUAAUUAAGUUAAGUUAAGUUUAAGAUCUUUUACACAAAGAAGUAACUGGCUGGGAGCAUACAAAAGAGUCCCUUUCAUUAAAGAGUUUCUGGAGAUUUUUCAUUUUAACGCUACUAUUAGUGAUUGUAAAAGCAGUCUAUAAACAUGUUUUUGUAACUUUGCCGAUUUUUAUGUACAGAGAAAUUGGAGAAGGCGCUCAUUUUGGAUAUAUGUUGGCAGUUCAUAAAGUUUUUAUAUAACUAAUUAUAGUGAAUAUAAGCAUUCCACUGAGAUUGCUUUAUAUUAUUUUCAAAAUAGCAAACAGGAGGACUAUCUUUAUGGUUGCUUUUAUUUAUUUUAAUUAGGGAUAUGAUUAUAGCAAUCCCUUUAUUUACCAUGCUUAUAUAUUAUUUCAACUUUUAUACCUUAUUGGCGAUUGGGAGCUUGUUUUCUGCAAUAGCUUUUAUCCCUCUUAUGAUAGCGGCAAGCUAUGGAAGUGUUUUGUUUUUCAUUUUCCUUGUCUCAUUAGGAGAAGCAAUAUACGCCCCAAGGCUUAUUGAUUAUACGUUGCAAGUAGCGCCAAAAGGAAGAGAAGGGGUUUUCUUAGCUGUUGCAGCCUCCCCGUUAAUUUUAAGUGUUAUUGUAGCUGGCCUUGUAGCAGGGAUUCUGCUUGAUAGCUAUUGUCCUGAUGAUGGAGAAAGAGAAUGCUGGAAAAUGUGGGCUUGGAUCUCUGGGAUGACUGCACUUAUGCCAAUCUUAAUGAUCGUGUUUAGAAAAUAUCUAGAGCAGCCAGAGCAUGAAGAUAACCCUUAUAUGCCAUGUGCAAAAAAAUCAAAGGAAAAUUAA
Molecule: messenger RNA, 2498 nt
Organism: Blepharisma stoltei
Lineage: Eukaryota; Ciliophora; Heterotrichea; Heterotrichida; Blepharismidae
Source: the annotation of a GenBank genome assembly